Dichomitus squalens LYAD-421 SS1 is the source of this 2117-nucleotide messenger RNA. RefSeq lists its product as uncharacterized. The transcript is spliced from 2 exons. Lineage: Eukaryota; Fungi; Basidiomycota; Agaricomycetes; Polyporales; Polyporaceae. The record is from RefSeq and is a predicted model, not a curated record. Bases 283 to 1725 code for a protein of 480 amino acids.
CCGCGUCCUGCGCCCAGCCACUCUUGCCGACCAACCUCCUUCCCCUCCUCCCCGUCCUUCCCUCCCCCACUCCCUGGCUCAAAGCGCACCGCCAACUGCCAUCUCGACACUCCUUACCGACGGCCGCGCGAGGCUCUCUUGUUUAUGUAUUAAUAUCGCCCAUCGCUCCGCCACUCUUUUCAGCACGCUCCUUUGCUCACCCUACCUGCCGCCUUCUUACGACCCACAAGGUCGCGACUAGCAACAGACUACCCCAAGCCCGCCCGCUCUGGAUCCCAGACUAUGCCCGAUGUCCCGUCCCUCGUCCCCAGGGACAGUUCCAGCUCCUCCAAAAUUUCUACUUCCACAAUCAUCAUCAUAGCCGUCGUCGCAGCUUCGGUCGUUGCUCUUGCAUUCGCCCUGUUCGCCUGGCGUUUCUUCGCUCGUCAGUUCCGCCGCUCCACCAUCCCCUUACCCCCUCCCCAAGACCUCGCCCACCACCGCGAGCAGCAACUCUCGUCUUUCGCCGACCGUGCCCCUCGUCCCACCACAUGGCUCGAUCCUCUUCCCUACCACCAGAAGCCGCGUGCCUACUCACACUUCCUCUCCGCCAGCGGGAGCAGCGCCUCCCUCAUCCGCAGUAGUCCCGACAUCUCAGUGAGCCGCGGUCCGACCCGCGAGAGCAGCUGGGCCGUCGACUCCCUCGAGGGCUCGCCCUUCCCGACUCCGUCCACGACCGAGGACCUCUUGCCCCCGAAUCCGGCCUUCCUGCCCGUCAGCAACAACCCGCACGCCAGCAUGGCCAGCGUUGUAAGCUCAUCCAGUGAUGGCAUCUCAGACGUCAACGCGGUGUUGGUUCCCACAUCGCCUUCAGAUGUCAGUCACUCUGUCGAGUCUUCCGCGUCAGUCAUGGUUACUCCUGCGCGCUCAAGGCCCCCGCGCGCGUCGCGCUCGCGCCAACGGCCGACAUCUGUCGUCUCGUCCUCGGGCACGAUGCACUCCGUGCAGACCUCACACUCGACUUCUGGCAACACCCUACGCGGUCCUGCCCAUUCUAUCCACAGCAACAUCCAGAUCGUACUCCCCACCCCUUUGGCUCCCCAGCUGUACGCGCCUCCGGAGGGAGUGGAGAGGUCCUACAGCUUCUACAGCGCCGCUGGAGACCGCAGAAGUAUGGCAGACCCAUGGGUCGUGGUCGGUUCCCGUCAGUCCUCAAGGCCAUCAUCCUCCAACGGCAGUCCAAGCAACUCGUAUGCCGGAUCGCGCCCGCCGUACCAGCGCUCGCGGAGCAACCUCUCUGCGACCAGUUCCACCAGCGCAGGCAACGUGCGCCGCGCGCAGUCCCAAUCCGCCGCCUUCAGCGCGGAGGACUCGCGCCCACCCGUCCCAUCCUCGGGCCAUGCGCGCUCUUCGUCCGUGCCGCAGCAGAUGGAGAUGAUGCCUCCGCCCGCGGUGCCCCCCGUGCCGUCCGUGUACAUGAGCGCGAGCUCGGACACGGUCACAGCCGCGGAUGCCUACCCCACGCCCCCGACAUCAUUCCCGGGAGACCACAUCGCGCGCGGCCGGCCGAGAGAGGCUGCGCGACCGUCCGAACCCGCGUCAGGUGCGUCUGCGACGGGGGCCGUCCCCGUGGGGCCCCCGUCCGCGUACAGCAUGCCGCUGUCAGGCUCGGGCUCGUCGGGCAAGCUGCGCAAGUCGCGCUCGAAGUCACAGACGGCGGCCGCGCGGAAGAGCGCCGUCUCGUAGCAUACGCGAGUGGCGUAAACCUUGCGUGGUCAUGGUCGAGGUCGGGGAGACUCGUUGCGAUCGUUUCCGGACAGCGCACGCGGGGUUCUCGCGCGAACGCUAGGACACAGUUAAUUUACUGUAUGAUGUUGCAUCAAGUACAUACGCGCAUAUGCGCAUGUCCUUGGGUUUGAUUGACGGGUUGCAUACCGUAGGAACCUAACACUAUUCACACGAGCGUGGGUACAGAGGGGAGGGUUACAAAGGAGAAGGAGCAAGAGCUGGGCAUCGGGGAUAGUCCAUUAGUAGAAAUUGGUCGGAAGAGAAGUCGCCGCACGAUCCGUUUGCAUUAUAGCAAACAUUAUAUCACCAACAGAUCCAGCCCAAUACUAUGCGCACGCCAUAUCAGAGCC